UCCACUGCUGCAACAUUUUCCACGACCUUCGCAAUGAGCUCCUCAACGCCCUCGCAGCCCCCGUUAGUUCACGUGAUACGCCAUGGCGAAGCGCUACAUAACGUGGACAAGCGAAAUCGUGACCGAGAUCCACCGCUGACCGAGGCUGGAAACAGAGCAACGAAAGGCAUAAAAGUCUCGACCCCGGAUCUCGUCUUGAUAUCUCCGAUGACACGAACAAUUCAAACGGCAAUGAACUUGUUCCCAGAUCUAGCGGACCAGAGUUCCUCUUCGAUCGCCGUACAGAUCUGGCCUGAUCUCCGCGAAGCUCAUGAUGCUAUUUGCAACAAAGGAGUAGCACGUAAAGACCUUGAGACCAGGUUCCCGCAAUUCGAUUUUUCAGAAUGCCAUGAAACAUGGGAUUACCCGGAAAAUACGGCGGAAAACGCGACUGCACGAGCUCAAAGGGUCAGGCUCAGGCUACAGGAGCUGUCGAAGACGUACGCUAAUAUCGCGGUAAUCACGCACAGAGGUUUCAUCGCGUAUCUUGUGAAAGGACGACGUUUUGACGUUUGCGAGAGACGCUCGUAUCGUUUUGCGACUGAAAAGGAGGAGAAUGAUGAUGAUAUCAGGAAAGGAAAACAUUGUGAGACACUGAUGGAGCAGAAUUUCGGACCUAAUGUUCUUAUCUUGCACAAAAGAAAAGCAGACUGGGAAAUUGCGCGCGACAAUUUCUGAUGCAUUCUUGAUCGUAAAAAUCUAAAAACGAGCUACCCAUGACCUCUAAAGAACUCCGAGAUGAAAGAAAUAAAAGAUUACCAUAAGACAAGCACAAUUUCCC
This is a messenger RNA of Periconia digitata, 820 nucleotides long. Lineage: Eukaryota; Fungi; Ascomycota; Dothideomycetes; Pleosporales; Periconiaceae. The record is from the annotation of a GenBank genome assembly.